This is a messenger RNA of Drepanopeziza brunnea f. sp. 'multigermtubi' MB_m1, 1296 nucleotides long. RefSeq lists its product as uncharacterized. Gene Ontology annotation, cellular component: nucleus. Gene Ontology annotation, molecular function: siRNA binding. The record is from RefSeq and is a predicted model, not a curated record. Gene Ontology annotation, biological process: regulatory ncRNA-mediated heterochromatin formation. NCBI's taxonomy places the organism in Eukaryota, Fungi, Ascomycota, Leotiomycetes, Helotiales, Drepanopezizaceae.
AUGUUUCGCCGUCUUGAAAAAGGUCUUCCCAAAGACCCCAUCUACCCAACCGAUCUGAAGGGCCUUGGAUACUUUAUUAAUGAUGAAGACGAGAUCCGCAAUAUUGAGAAUCCAAGGGCCUACUUCAAGUUUUUCCUUACCAAGAACGAACGUCACAACUGCGUCCAGCGGGAGGCCAUGCAUGAGGCCAUCCGCAACAUUAUCUCCGAUCGUCUCCUCGCCCUUGGUCUCGAGAAGAUACGUCUACCCCUUGGCGCCGCAGCUGACCAGCCUCACCUCCCCAUUUUUGUCUCCAAGGACCUAGACAAGAAGAAGCAUGUCGUUGUGUUGUUCUACGAGCACACCCAAGACGUCGGCACCUUUGCUCACCGUGUCAUCGGUGCCAAAGGAGGUAUCAACGAAGGCUCGGCAGUCAACCUGGUGAAAUACAUCCAGGCCCAAGCUUUCUCAAAAGACAACACCGACUCCCCCGGUAUCAUCCUCGCCAACACAGGGCAACUCCGCUGGUGGGUUCGCGGCAAGAAAGCCGUCACUCAAACUUCCUGGUACUCCCUCCCCCAGAAGUCCGCCGUCGAGCCAGCCCUCCGCUUCAACCCCCUCCGGAACAGCAUCCCCGGCUCGACCACCACCUACGAGCACGUCGAGACCAUCUUCAACACCGUCAUCAAGACAAUGACAGCCCCAGACUCUAGGCUGUUCAUCAUUGGCGUCUCAGACGGCGCAGUCCAGGCCUCUGCCUUCAUGAACGCCAACUUCGCCACCUGGGGUCCACGCAUCGACGCCUUUGCAGCCCUCGCUUCCUACUUCCACGCUUCCGAGAUCACGAACCCGCACUUCGCAGACUUCAUGCGAUACCGUGCUCGCAUCUACGUACAGAGUCAGGACCCAGCCGGCACGUGGAUCUGCGGCGAGAAGGGCGACAAGAAGUUCCACGUCGACGCCUACGGCGCCCCGGUGUUCAGCUCAGGCGAGCCAUACUACUCCGAGACUAUGCUUAUCAAGGCUAGGACCCAGGUGGUGGAUUGGUUCAAGGUUGUUGCUGGUGAUGAAGCAUAUGGCAAUCCAGUGUUCACGCGGAUUGGGGGUGGGGGUGAGGAGGAAGAAGAAGAGGAGCCGGUUGACGCGCCGGCAUGGGAGAAGGGGGAGUGGGCUAACGGAGUGGGGCCUUGGACUGAUCGGAUCGAGAACUCUCAGGACGCUCUGAGAUUUAUGAUUGCCGAUGCGCAGAAGAACCCAGGAGAGGGUGCGGCGGUUGAGGAGGUUGAAGCGGCUGAGGAGACUGGGGAGGCUGAAUAG